Stegostoma tigrinum is the source of this 4875-nucleotide messenger RNA. RefSeq names its product structural maintenance of chromosomes protein 1B-like. The record is from RefSeq and is a predicted model, not a curated record. Gene Ontology annotation, molecular function: protein binding; DNA binding; ATP binding. Lineage: Eukaryota; Metazoa; Chordata; Chondrichthyes; Orectolobiformes; Stegostomatidae. Gene Ontology annotation, biological process: sister chromatid cohesion. Bases 140 to 3856 code for a protein of 1238 amino acids. Gene Ontology annotation, cellular component: nucleus; cohesin complex; chromosome. The transcript is spliced from 26 exons.
CUGGUGUCAUAGGUGUUGUGUAUUCUGCGGCGGUUGAAGAAGUUGUGUUAAGGACAAUUUUUGGCGUCUUUCGACGGGAACGGAGAGGCCAUCACUAUAGAGGCCGACACAACUACCUCUUAAACAUUAGACUUUAGGAAUGGGAACUUUACAAUUAAUUGAAGUUGAAAAUUUCAAGUCGUGGCGGGGCCGACAAUUGAUCGGGCCCUUCAUGCGGUUUAACUGCAUCAUCGGACCAAAUGGAUCAGAAGGUAACAAGCAAGGCAAAUCCAAUGUAAUGGAUGCAAUCAGUUUUGUGAUGGGUGAGAGAACUGCCAACCUCAGAGUGAAGCACAUCAAAGAUCUGAUUCACGGUGCUCAUAUAGGGCAUCCUGUGUCAUCUACUGCAAGGGUCACCAUGCUGUAUCAAAGGGAAAAUGAAGAGGAGCUAUCGUUUACUAGAACCAUUAUUGGGAACUCUUCAGAGUUUCGCUUCAACAAUCAAACGAUUAGUCGUGCGGAAUACACAAAUGAGCUUGAGAAAAUUGGCAUUUUACUGAAAGGCAGAAACUGUCUGGUGUUUCAGGGCACUGUGGAGAACAUAGCAAUGAAAAAACCUAAAGAGAGAACACAGUUGUUUGAACAAGUUAGCAACUCAGGAGAACUGUCUAAUGAAUAUGACAAAAAGAAGAAAGAAAUGAUGAACGCAGAAGAAGAAGCUCGUUUCAACUACAACAAAAAGAAAAAUGUGGCAGUUGAGCGUAGACAUGCAAAGCAUGAGAAGGAAGAGGCAGAUCGUUACCAAAUGUUGAUAGAGGAGCUAAAAGCAAGCAAGAUUCAGUUGCACCUGUUCCUUUUAUAUUAUAAUGAGAAGUUUAUAGAAAACAUUAGCGAUGAUCUACAAGCCAGCAAUAAAGCUGUAAGUAGUCAGAAAGCAAGACAGGUUGCAGCAGAAGAAGAAGUGAGAACAAAGAAAAAAGAGUUGGGCAAACUUAACAGAGAACUGCAGCAAAUUGAGAAGGAGAUAAAAGUUCAUGACUUUAAUCUGAAUGAGAAACGACCCAGCUAUAUCAAAGCCAAGGAGAACACAAGACACUAUGUGAAGAAGGUGGAAGUAGCUAGGAAGUCUUUGAAAAGCUGUGAGAAACAAUACAGUAAUCAUCAGCAGGUGGUGAAAGAACUGGAGUUUGAGCUGGAAGGUGUGAAUAAAGUAUGUUUGGCUUUUGAGGAAGAAGCAGUAGCAGAAAUCAGCCGCAGAGGCCGUAGCAUGGAACUGGAGGAGAGCCAGAUUCAGCAAUAUAAAGAACUGAAGCAAUUGGUGAGAAAACAGGUGUCCUCAGUGGCCCAAACAUUGGAGAAACUGCGACGUGAGCAAAAGGCUGAUCGAGACAAGCUGGAACUGGAUCAAAGAAACUAUAAAGAUUUGCAAAUUCGAAUUAAGCACACAGAACUGGAAAUAGAAGAUUAUAUCAAACGAAUAGAAAAGCUGGAAGAGUAUAUUAAUACCUGCAAGGCUUCACUGACUGAGCAGAAACAGCAUGAAGAAGAAUUGACUAAUGAAAUAGAAAAUGCUAAGCUACGUAUAGUUGAAGUCAGUGAAAAACUAAAUGAAGUGGCUGGUGAGUUGCAGAAUGCAGGGAUUGAUCACCGUGAAGGGCGCAGGCAGCAGAAGAAAGCUGAGAUCCUCGAAAGUUUGAAGCGCCUAUAUCCGGAUUCUGUGUAUGGAAGACUUGUGGAUCUCUGCCAUCCCAUCCACAAGAAGUAUCAGCUGGCUGUCACCAAAGUCUUUGGCAGAUACAUUAAUGCUGUUGUGGUUGCUACUGAGAAAACAGCCAGGGAUUGUAUUCGUUACCUGAAAGAAGAACGUGCUGAGCCAGAGACUUUCUUGGCGCUAGAUUAUCUUGAUAUAAAACCAGUCAGUGAACAGUUGCGAGAAAUUAAAGGAGCAAAAAUGAUGAUUGAUGUUGUUCAGUGUGUAUCACCUCAACUGAAGAAAGUGCUACAGUUUGUUUGUGGCAAUGGACUAGUAUGUGACAACUUGAAAGAAGCCAGGCAGAUUGCGUUUGAAGGAGCAGAGAGGCUUAAAACGGUGGCGUUAGAUGGGACACUCUUCUUAAAAUCUGGUGUCAUUUCUGGAGGUUCCAGUGAUCUAAAGUUCAAAGCCAGAUGCUGGGAUGAGAAGCAGAUCAGUCAAUUGAAAGAAAUGAAAGAGAAACUGACAAAUGAACUACGGGAGUUAAUGAAAGUGAAUCGGAAGGAAGCAGAAUUGAGGCAGUUGCAAGCUCAAGCCAAAGGGACAGAAACUAGAAUGAGGUAUUCCUUCAAUGAUUUGGAGCAAACUAGAAAAAAACAUCUGGCAAACCGCUAUAUGGAAAAAUCAAAACUAGAAAGUGGGCUGGCAAAUCUGCAAUCCGAAAUGACCGUGGUAAGUUUGAAUAUCGAGGAUAGACAGGUGAAAAUGCAGCAGACUCAGAAUCAAAUGAAUGAAGUUGAAGAUAGAGUGUUUGAAGACUUCUGUACCAAGAUUGGUGUGGCAAAUAUUCGGGAGUAUGAGGAUGAGCAUGUGAAGCAGUUAGAAGAAAUAGAUAAGAAAAGAUCAGAGUUUGAGAACCAGAAAACAAGGCUUUCAAUCCAACUUGAAUAUUCAUAUAGCCAAAUUGAAGAAGAUAUUAACAAAAUCCAGAGUUGGAAGGAAACACUUGAGAAAGAUGAAGAAGAAAUAGUGAAGUUAAAGAAGGAGGAGAUGGAGUUAAUGAAAAUUGUAGAUGAAGCCUUGGUGAUACAGCAGGAUCUCAAUAACAGACUAUUAAUUAAAAAGACACACGUCAAGGAUGCACAAAAGGAGCUUGAUGAAGUUAGGAAGAAAUUAUCUAACAUCAGCAGGGAACUAGCAAAACUUCAGAAAGAACACGUAUGUUUGGAAACUUCAAUAGAACAAAAAAGAUUGGAGAGACACAACCUUCUACUUGCCUGCAAAGUCCAAGACGUACAAAUUGAACUUCUCCAAGGCAACUUGGAAGAAAUUGGUGAGGCUUUAAUGGAAGUUGAAAGUACCCAAGCUGCAAGAGGCGUCUUUGAACUGGAAGCUGCAUUUGAAAUAAACUACAGCAGUUUACCAACAGAUCUCAAAGGCCUCACAUCUCUUAAGGACAUUGAGAUGGAGGAGAACAGAUUGAAUAAGCUAUUGGAAGAAAAGGAGACAAUUUUACAAAGAACUGCUGCACCAAAUUUAAGAGCUGUUGAAAAGCUACAAAAUACAUGGGAUAAGUUUCAAGAGUCAUUGUCUGCAUUUGAAACAAGCAGAAAGAAAGCUAGAAUAUGCAGACAGGAUUUUGAAUUUGUCAAAAGAAGAAGAUACGAUUUGUUUAAUCAGUGCUUUGAGCAUGUCUCCGUGAAAAUUGAUCAGAUCUACAAGAUGAUGUGUCAAAAUACCAGUGCUCAGGCAUUUCUCAGUCCAGAGAACUCAGAAGAACCUUACUUGGAUGGUAUUGGUUACAACUGUGUGGCUCCAGGGAAACGAUUCAUGCCUAUGGAUAACUUGUCUGGAGGAGAAAAGUCAGUAGCAGCAUUGGCAUUGCUUUUUGCUAUUCACAGCUACCGGCCUGCCCCUUUCUUUGUGCUGGAUGAAGUCGAUGCUGCUUUGGAUAACACAAAUAUUGGAAAAGUUACAAAUUACAUCAGAGAUCAAUCCAGGAAGAACUUCCAAGUGAUUGUCAUCUCACUGAAAGAGGAAUUUUAUUCAAAAGCCGAUGCAUUAAUUGGAGUAUAUCCAGAGCAAGGAGAAUGCAUGUCCAGUCGACUGUUAACCUUCGACCUUACCAUUUACCCAGAAAAUACUAGAAGGGAAGAGAUACUGCAGCCAAGGCAGGAAGAGUAAUAGACCACAGUCUGGUUGUGUAAAUACUUCAAAACACUACUGUCUCAUCUGAAUUGUUGUUAACCACUUACGUUUUGUGUGUUAUCUAAGAAUCAGCAGAGUGUCUCUUUGUUAGCAAAUCUGUUAACAUGCAUUUGAAAACUUAUUCCAUUCCGUCAAACAAAAAAAUGUUCUGUGGAAAAAUCAUUCAUAAAGCCAUAGGGUUUUUUAGUUGACUAACCAUAAAAAUUAAGUUGGAAUUCAAGAAACAAAGUGCCAUUUAUUGAUCAUACUUUUCCAUAAAACCAACAAUUGCUACCAUUAAAGCCCUGUCUAAUUUAGUGUCAAACAUUUGUAAAACUGAAAGGAAACUUCAAAUGGUCAAUUUUAGAGCAAGCUUGCAUGCACAUCUUCAGAUGCACCUUUUUAGGGGUUGUUUAAAAACAAAAGAUUUGCAAUUGCUAAGAGAACAACUAAAAUUAUUGUUAUACUGCUGGCUAUCUCAGUAACAAUGACAUUGUGAAGAAGUUAAAAAUCAUGAAGCAUCGGACACUCAGGAAUCACAUUUGAUUUUGAAUAUGUAAGUUAGCAAAUUUGAAUGUACCAUAAUUGAAAACAUAAUGGGGACCAAAAUAAAGUUUCCAAGAUGUAUAACAUACCUGUAUUAGGUACUUCACAUUGCAGUCUUCAAGAUAUGGAAAAGGAAGAGGAAAGAUUUACUCAAACAUAAAACAAAACACAUUGCCAGUAGUUUCUUUGGAGAUUUUCAUUCCUCAUGAAAGAUUACCAUUUGUCUAUUUUCCAUACACUAGGAGAUACAAAAUCUUACAAAUCUGUACACAGUGUCCAAUGCUAUACUGGCCAAGUACGCAUCAAAAUCUAGGCAUCUCAGUCAACACCUGGAAUUCCCAAUAGAGUACAAAGGUGCUAAGAUAUCAGAACAGUGUCUUGGUACAAAAGCAGGCCUAAGUUGACAGAUCAAGUUUUAAACACUUAAACUUCAUCUAAGGCAUUGCAAUGCACACAUGGUAAUUUUGCAG